Megalops cyprinoides (Indo-Pacific tarpon) is the source of this 3493-nucleotide messenger RNA. RefSeq names its product myc box-dependent-interacting protein 1 (gene bin1a). NCBI's taxonomy places the organism in Eukaryota, Metazoa, Chordata, Actinopteri, Elopiformes, Megalopidae. The coding region runs from base 413 to 2359 and encodes 648 amino acids. Gene Ontology annotation, molecular function: tau protein binding; phospholipid binding. Gene Ontology annotation, cellular component: plasma membrane; cytoplasm; synaptic vesicle. The transcript is spliced from 20 exons. The record is from RefSeq and is a predicted model, not a curated record.
CAAUGUAUGAACGCUGGGAAAUCACUCCAUGUUGGGUCGACAGUCACGUAGUUUGAUGCGUCCUAUGUAUCAUCACCUGUGCUGACCGAACCGUUUACAGUGCCGCAAUAUUUAAAUAUCAUUUUCUAUUUACCUAAAUUUUACCUGAAUUACACGCCGCUGAGGACAUCUUCUGCAAAUACCUGGCUUGCGCCUUUAAGAGGCUGCAGUACAGGCGUAGAAUUGGUUGUGGAGAGCGCUGUGUCUCUUUAAGAAGGUUCACCACCCCCAGCCCAACACAGUAUUGAGCGCACGGUAUUCGUAAUACGUCCGUUCUUUUUAUUUUCGACGCUUUUGCCUAUCCUUUAUCGUUUUGCGUGAGAUUUUUAAUCUGAUCCUCUUGUUGAGCAUCCGGAGCGUCAACGGAGACAAGAUGGCUGAGAAAGGAGUAACAGCUGGGAAACUGGCUAGCAACGUACAGAAAAAAAUAACCCGGGCGCAAGAAAAGGUUCUACAGAAGCUGGGAAAAGCAGACGAGACCAAGGAUGUGCAGUUCGAGGAGGGUGUGAUGAACUUCAACAAGCAGCUGGCAGAGGGAACCAAGCUGCAAAAGGACCUCAGAGCCUACCUGGCAGCUGUCAAAGCGAUGCAGGAGUCCUCCAAACGCCUGCAGGAGUGCCUGGCGGAUAUGUACGAGCCAGACUGGUACGGCAAGGAGGAGGUGGACUCCAUCGUUGAGGACACUGAUCUCCUCUGGACAGACUUCCAUCAAAAGCUGGUGGACCAUGCCCUGAUCUCCAUGGAUACGUACCUGGGCCAGUUCCCCGAUAUCAAGGCACGCAUUGCGAAGCGCGACCGGAAGCUGGUGGAUUUCGACAGCGCGCGGCAUCACUUCGCCGCCCUGCAGAAGGGCAAGAAGAAGGACGAGGUGAAGAUGGCCAAGCCGGUCUCGCUCCUGGAGAAGGCAGCCCCUGGCUGGGCUCAGGGGAUUCUGUCAGCGCAUCAUGUCGCUCAAACUAACCUGUCGAGAAACCAGGCAGAGGAAGAGCUGGGAAGAGCUCAGAAGGUGUUUGAGGAGAUCAACGUGGACUUACAGGAGGAGCUUCCCUCACUGUGGAACAGUCGUGUUGGCUUCUAUGUUAACACAUUUCAGAGUGUUGCUGGUCUGGAGGAGAAAUUUCACAGAGAGAUGGGAAAGCUGAACCAGAACCUGAACGAUUGUUUGACCAAACUGGAGAACCAGCACCAGCCUGGAAAGGCAGGUAGAGUCGCUGGGAAGACAGCCGGAUCUGUGAAGAGUGAGAAAGGACCGGACACCACCAAUCACAGCCUCUCUCCUGCCGGGGGCGCACCAGCCAUUCCUAAAUCUCCAUCCAAGCUGAGGCCCGGACCCCCGGUGCCCCCACCGCCGAAGGUCACCCCGUCCAAAGACCUCAAACAGGAAAACAUCAUCAAUCUGUUCGACGACGCAUUCGUGCCCGAGAUAAAUGUAACGUCCCCCUCACAGACUGACACCCCCGCUGGGGGGAAUCUGCUCGAUAUGGAUUUGGAUGCGCUGAAGCCGGCCGUCAGUCCGGGGGGCGUGGCCACCUCCCCAGCCUCCCAGGCGAUGUCAUGGGAUAUGUGGGAGCCUUCCAAAGAAGAGCCACAGCAGUGGGACGAUGACGGAACCCAAGCUGCGCAGACGGGCUGGGACGAUGACGGAACCCGAGCUGCGCAGACGGGCUGGGACGAUGACGGAACCCGAGCUGCGCAGACGGGCUGGGACGAUGACGGAACCCGGCCUGCGCAGACGGGCUGGGACGAUGACGGAACCCGAGCUGCGCAGACGGGCUGGGACGAUGACGGAACCCGAGCUGCGCAGUCAGGGUGGGACGAUGAUGGGAAACAGGUAGGGCUGGAAGAAGAGGAGACGCAGAGGCAGUCUUGGAGGACGGUGGCUCGGACCAGGCUCGGGGGACAGGACAUAGGACAGUGCAGAGAGUUGUCCUGUCCUGCUCUGUCACCCUCUCUCACCUGUCCUGCUCUCUGUCUCUCUCUCUCACAGGCAGACACAGCUGGAGGCACAGCAGGAACAGACUCUAAUGCCGUCCCAGCUGCAGCGACAGAGGAGGUCCCUGGGACAACCAAUGGGUCCGCAGAGGCAGUGGAGAUGCCCCCAGGAUUCCUCUUCAAAGUGGUUGCGAUGCAUGACUAUGCAGCCAAUGACACGGAUGAGCUGGAGAUGAAAUCUGGGGAAGUCGUGCUGGUUGUGGCCUUUGACAACCCAGACGAGCAGGACGAGGGCUGGCUGAUGGGGGUGAAGGAGGCGCACUGGCUCCAGAACAAAGACCUCAACGUCAAGGGCGUGUUCCCAGAAAACUUCACUCAGAGGUUGUGAGCAGGGCGUCCCCGAAUCGGUGUCUUCCCACACCCCUCUCCUCGCCCCGUCAUUCCCACACCACAGGACGUCCGGCAGGAACCUGGGCACGAGAAGCGGCAUGACAUCACCGCCUCGUUACCGCAGCGAGCCCAGGGUGCACCACGCGUACCCAGUCAAGUGAUUUUGAGUUGUGUGUUGAGAGGUAGUGGUGGUGGUGAGUUCAUUAUUGUGUUCGAUGAUUUGUGCUGGUUUUUGUUUAUUUGUUUUUUGUUUUUUUUUUUUUAAUUGUCCUCAGAGUGACUCGGGAGGGUAUUGUAGUGUGUGUAACUGUGUCAGCAAGUGUAUGAUUUUCACCUCCUCGUGGGAACAGCCGGAGUUUCCUCCUCCUGUUACGUGACUGUAAUUGUUAAUAAAAUCAAGAAAGUGUAUAUAUUGGAAAUGGUCUGCUGUUUGCCAGUGUUAAAAUAAACCCCUCCCCCCUGACCCCUUGACCUCUCAGUCCCUCUGGAGGGAGCAGUAAAAUGGCGGUGACUUCUCACCAGAUUGGAUCCGGAACAGUCUUUGCUCCUCUCCAGUGGCUCGCCGCUGAAUCCCUGCAUCUCAAAGUGUUCGAGGAGGACUCCUUCAGUCUCUGUGUUCCAGCUUUGCGUUUAUUGUCCAGCAUUCUCUCCCCUAUCAGAAUACAGAAGACAAAACCCCUGAAACAACACAAAAGUGGAACUUUUGACUGACUCCUUCGGUAUUUGACACAGCACAUGCUACGCUGGUAUCAUGUGAACAUUUUAUGUUUUAAUGUGUAAAAGGUCUUUUUUAUUUCAUGAAAAAAACCUUGGGAGGAAAGUUGCAUGAUGUUCUGUGUGUGAUGUAGUUUUGUGAAAGAAAUGAGAAGUGUUGUGUAGCUGUAUGAAACCCAGACUGAGUUCAGUUGCGUUUUCCCCUCGGGCUCGUCUUCAUGUCACAGGUUCCAGAUACACUUCUACGGUUCUACCGCCAUCUGGCGUGGCUGAAAUAAAAGGGAGUGUGGGAGUAUGUUUUCCCAGGAUGCACUGCUGCUUCUUAUGAAAUUUAAUGUCUUUGGUCUUAGCUGAAUCUCCCUCUAUGCAUUUGUGACUUUGUUUUAUAAAAAGCUGGGCAAAAAUAGGGAAAUUCUGG